GCUCCAGCCAUGGCCUCUCCGGGCUCCGGCUUCUGGUCCUUUGGGUCUGAGGAUGGCUCGGGGGAUCCCGAGAACCCCGGCACAGCGAGAGCCUGGUGCCAGGUGGCCCAGAAGUUCACCGGCGGCCUUGGGAACAAGCUGUGCGCCCUGCUCUACGGAGACGCGGACAAGCCGGCCGACGGCGGCGACAGCGCGGCCCCGCGGGGCUCUGCCAGGAAAGUGGCCUGCACCUGCGACCAGAAGCCCUGCCGCUGCAGCCACACGAAGGUCGACUACGCCUUUUUGCACGCAACAGAUCUGCUGCCAGCGUGUGACGGAGAAAGGCCCACUUUGGCUUUUUUGCAAGAUGUUAUGGACAUUUUGCUUCAGUAUGUGGUGAAGAGUUUUGAUAGAUCAACCAAAGUCAUUGAUUUUCAUUAUCCUAAUGAGCUUCUUCAAGAGUAUAAUUGGGAAUUGGCCGAUCAACCACAAAAUUUGGAGGAAAUUUUGAUGCAUUGCCAAACAACUCUAAGAUAUGCAAUUAAAACAGGUCAUCCUAGAUAUUUCAAUCAGCUUUCCACUGGAUUGGAUAUGGUCGGAUUGGCUGCAGACUGGCUGACAUCAACAGCGAACACUAACAUGUUCACCUAUGAGAUUGCUCCAGUGUUCGUGCUUCUGGAAUAUGUCACACUGAAGAAAAUGAGAGAAAUCAUUGGCUGGCCUGGUGGUUCUGGCGAUGGGAUAUUUUCUCCUGGUGGCGCCAUAUCCAACAUGUACGCCAUGCUGAUCGCGCGCUACAAGAUGUUUCCAGAGGUCAAGGAGAAAGGAAUGGCUGCUGUCCCCAGGCUCAUUGCUUUCACGUCGGAGCACAGUCAUUUUUCUCUCAAAAAGGGAGCUGCAGCCUUGGGGAUUGGAACAGACAGCGUGAUUCUGAUUAAGUGCGAUGAGAGGGGGAAAAUGAUCCCAUCUGAUCUCGAAAGGAGAAUCCUUGAAGUCAAACAGAAAGGAUUUGUUCCUUUCCUUGUAAGUGCCACAGCUGGAACCACCGUAUAUGGAGCAUUCGAUCCUCUGUUAGCUGUGGCUGACAUCUGCAAAAAGUACAAGAUCUGGAUGCACGUGGAUGCAGCCUGGGGUGGGGGAUUACUGAUGUCCCGGAAACACAAGUGGAAGCUGAGUGGUGUGGAGAGGGCCAACUCUGUGACGUGGAAUCCACACAAGAUGAUGGGCGUCCCAUUGCAGUGCUCAGCUCUCCUGGUCAGAGAGGAGGGAUUAAUGCAAAGCUGCAACCAGAUGCAUGCCUCCUACCUCUUCCAGCAAGACAAGCACUACGACCUGUCCUAUGACACUGGUGACAAGGCCCUGCAGUGUGGACGCCACGUGGAUGUUUUUAAAUUAUGGCUCAUGUGGAGGGCAAAGGGCACUACUGGCUUCGAAGCACAUAUUGAUAAGUGUCUGGAGCUGGCAGAGUAUUUAUACAAUAUCAUAAAGAACCGAGAAGGCUACGAAAUGAUUUUUGAUGGGAAGCCUCAGCACACAAAUGUCUGUUUCUGGUAUGUGCCUCCCAGUUUGCGUACUCUGGAAGACAAUGAGGAGAGAAUGAGUCGCCUCUCAAAGGUCGCACCAGUGAUUAAAGCCCGAAUGAUGGAGUAUGGGACCACAAUGGUCAGCUACCAACCCCUGGGAGACAAGGUCAAUUUCUUCCGCAUGGUCAUCUCAAAUCCCGCAGCAACUCACCAAGACAUUGACUUCCUGAUUGAAGAAAUAGAGCGCCUUGGACAAGAUUUAUAAUAACCUAACUCACCAAGCUGUUUCAGUUCUCUAGUGAACACGCUCUCAGCUAAGCCCCCUCUUGAGCAAUUUGCCUUUGAGAAUUGUGUGAUUUCACAAAGUGCAAGGUGACUACUACUUUGUUUCUAAGAACAGAAGAAACCAAGGGUGGAGAGUCACAAACUGCCAACAUUGCAGGUGUUGGCUCUGCUGGGCCCUCGAGUAGCCGCCACUCCUUAGAAUAUGGAAAAUGAAAGCACAGGUGUAAAUAUAGUAGCAGGACAUGUACCAAGGAACCUCACACUGGGUGUCAUCGUGCAUGUGCUCUUCCGUUUUCAAGUGAUAAGUGCAAACACCGUGUAAUUAUUAGUUAUGUGUGCCAAAUACUGUUCCCAACUGGUCUUUCUGAGCAACAUCAUCAUUCUGCCAGCAUCACUCCAUCACUAAAGGCAGAAAACUUUACAAAGAAAAUAUUCACAUAUUCAUCACUCUGUUCUUACCAAAUAUAAACUUGUGUAUGAUUGAAGUAUUUUAUCUGUGUUGUCUCCCUAAACCCAAAUAAAUGUGUAAAUGUGGACA
Octodon degus (degu) is the source of this 2325-nucleotide messenger RNA. RefSeq names its product glutamate decarboxylase 2 (gene Gad2). Gene Ontology annotation, biological process: GABA shunt. The record is from RefSeq and is a predicted model, not a curated record. Gene Ontology annotation, cellular component: cytoplasm. The coding region runs from base 10 to 1767 and encodes 585 amino acids. Gene Ontology annotation, molecular function: glutamate decarboxylase activity; pyridoxal phosphate binding. NCBI's taxonomy places the organism in Eukaryota, Metazoa, Chordata, Mammalia, Rodentia, Octodontidae. The transcript is spliced from 17 exons.